This is a messenger RNA of Penicillium olsonii, 1803 nucleotides long. The record is from the annotation of a GenBank genome assembly. Lineage: Eukaryota; Fungi; Ascomycota; Eurotiomycetes; Eurotiales; Aspergillaceae.
AUGCAGACAAUCUCCACUGAUGGACACACAGCUGCAGCUCUAAUUCUGGCUAAUUUGGUGGCUGAACGAAUGCGAAAGCCUGAGACGACUCCCAAAAGACCCACUGACAGCGAGAGUUAUGAGCCUGGCUUUCUGCAAGAGCUCAAUGAUCCAAAGCUUGAGACACUGCGCGAGAUGGCAUGGUCUAUGGACCUCACCAACAUGCCUAAAGAGUUGCUACUUUUGGUUUUGCCCCUGCUUCUUCAUGUGGAUACCCAGAGCCCAACACCCGAAGAUAUACAUGCUCUCCAUUGGCUCACAUCGACUUCAACAAGAAAAGGCACCGUCAACAGGUGGAUUAAAAAAGAACCGGCUAAAGGCACUCUUGAGCGGGCCUUCCGGCCAUCCAACAAUUAUCAAGACUUCAAAGAAGCAUAUCAGUCCAGAGCUGCUAUUGCAAGAUAUAACGCACGUCGAUCAGAGCUACGGUACAAGCCUCUGGACUCUUAUGCUUAUCAAUUUGUGCAAACGUGUCACUGUACAGAAUGUCUCCAAAUAGUCCUCAAGCUCGACCUGAUUGACUUUCGACACUAUGGACAGAACGGCAAAAAUUUGCUUCAUGCUGCCAUUGAGGCAGGGCAUAAUCGAUCCAUCACAUUCAUACUUGACACAUUGAUGAACCUCGGGCUUGAUCCUAGACAUCUGCCAACUUCUAUUGAUGGAAUGUCAAUACCCCAUCAUGUGGCUCUACUGCAUGACCAGGGAUUAUUCAAAUCGGUUGCGAUCAGGCUAAAGCAGGCUGGGUAUGCCCUAUCGGUGUGGAACGACGACGGCCUGAAGCUGGAAUUGUGCAGCUUCGUCGAUGCCGAGACCGCCGAGUGGCUGCUGUCAGAAGGAUUCAACAUCACCAAGUUGCCCAGAAACACCCUUCCACCUUACCUACCCUCUGCGGAGCCAUCAGACGAAGGUAUAUCCAACGACGACUGGAACUAUGUAUUUGGCAACGACUGGAAUCACGAUGCAGAAUAUCGCGACCCGAUUAUUCGCACAGAACCAUUUGAGUACGACAAAUUCGAUCCCAAAUCAGUGCAACUCGAUGGAACCGCUGUAUCCCCCAUUGAGCUUCGUCCCACCUCGCGAACAAUCUGGCAUCGAGCAAUUGAAAACCCCCAAGGUCCUGAAAUCCUAGACUGGCUACUCGACCACUCCUAUACCCAGCCGUCGUGCAAAUCCGACUUCGACCGAGACAGCGGCGAAACGGCCCUAGUUCUCGCGGCCAAAGGAAACGAACCAGGAUGUAUCGACUGGCUAUGCCAAAACUGUGAUCCCAUGGCAGCCCAGUCUCGUGAUCCAACAGUCGAAGAUCCAAAUACGUUCGCCUAUGCGAUGAAAACAGCCGCCCACAGCGUGCAGCCCAGCUGUGCAGCGAUCCUAUAUGCGAUCUCGAACUAUGCGCCUGCGGAGCUGUUUAAGGAUCUCAUGCUUGUGAAGCAGAUGUAUUGGCUUGUCGUUAAGGCGUACCGGGAUGCGCGCCUGAAGCUGGAGGCGACUAUGGAUUCUGGCGCGAGUAGGAUGAAAUACUUGAAUCUGCUGAGGAAUAUCACUCGGAGUAAGGUGAAGGUUUUGAAUACGAGACUCCAGGUCAAUUGGAGGAGGUGGGGGAAGUCUGUACAUUUCAAGUGGAUAUUGCAGUGGUGCACACUGCACAACUAUACUUUUCUUUUGAGGGAUUUGAAGUCUGGGAUUUCUUUCGAUCUCAAGGCGUGGGACAUGGAUUCGAUAGAGUAUAUAGAGUCGGACGGGGAGGGGCCCCCAUAUUUGUAG